ACAUCAAAUUCAACUAUUCAACUGCUUCGCAUAUUCGAAUCGCCGUAGACAUUGCCAAUCGUCAUAGCGGAAUUUGAAAAUUUUAGGAAGUUGAGAAAGAAGAAGGAACAAAACAAGAAAGGUAUUGUUUUCCAUGUGCUAACGACAACAGUUACAAGAUUUGCAAUGACUUUAACAAAAUUGCCUUUGGUGCCUCAAUGGAAAAUUCCUGGUAGUUGUGUAUGCACUCCAGAUGGAGGUUUCCUUUAUGUGGGUUAUCGUAGCAUCAAUUUUAUAAGCAAAGUAAAGACCCCGACAGAAGAACCAUUAAUACGAGCUUUUCAUACUCGUCAAUCUGUACUCAACGUAGACGUCGAUCCAUACUGGGGCAAGAGUGUUCAAAAUGGCGCUGAGCAGACAACAAAGGUGCCAAAUGAGAUUAAAUUAUUUGCGAUUUUGAGUCAGGAUAGAAGUGUACAAAUAUGGGAUUUUAACAAGGGUUGUGCUAUUCAGGGACAUAAAGCCCAUUGUAGCAAUUUGCAUUCCAUGGAUGGUCCAUUACCACAAAUUUAUAGCAGCGUAGUUUUAAUGGGUUACAUGUGUAAUCGCAAUAUUUUGUCAAUUGAUUAUCAAGAUAUUGUUGUCUACUGUGUUACUUCCAAUUCAUUUUGCCGACGGCCACUAUUUGUACCUCCGCGAAAUAACCAGUUGACGGCUUUGAAGUGUUCGAGUUACAAUGAGAAUCACUUUGCUGUUGGAACAAGACGCGGUUUAGUGUUACUAUGCGAUUUGCAACAAAUGAUCAUUCUUUAUACAUUGCGUGGUCACGAUUCAGCAAUAAUAUCAUUGUCAUGGAAUCGAAUUGACGUAUGUCCAAGUGCAAAACUUGCAACUAAUACUGAACAGGAAAAAACAGCAAAAAAGCUCUUUCGCUCCGAAACAGUCGAUGCCGAUGAUAUAUUUGAUAUUUACGAUUAUGAUUAUCUUGACAAUGAAUUUGGAGCACCUCCUCAAGAAACGAUGCAAAAGUCUGGUUUCGAAGUAGAUUAUGUUAGCACUGAAAAGCCUAGGGAAACCACCGCAACGGCUAAAUUUGAUUUCGCUGAAGCAUGUGAAAAUUUGAAAGAGGAAAUUAACGCGAUGCGUGAAGAUCAGCCACAAGUUUCUCACGAAAAUGCGGUUACACUUGAGGAAUGUAAGCAAGCUGCUUGCCAUAAUGACUUGUCUUCGUCAUGCGGCGACGAGGAAGAUGAUGAACACACGAGCAUGACUGACCAUGAUUCUGAAAGUCUAGAUGCACUCAGCCGCUCAUCUACAGACGAGAGCGUUCACGCGGAUGGCGUUGAUCGCAAAUCCAAACAACAGGUUUUAGUUGAAGUACAUGCAAGUCAAACAUUAGAUCAUAAUAAGAAAAAAUGCGAUUUUGCAUCGGAAGAUGGGUCACCAGAACAGGCGUCCCAAUUGCUUUGCGAAGCGAAAAUAAAUUCGAAGGAAUCCAAUACAACGGAAGAAUCAGGCAAUAGGUGCUUGCAGGAUGUUCUGCUAGCGUCGGCCAGUUUGGACGGUAGUUUUUGGGUUUGGAAUGCAAGCAUGGGAUCUUCAUGCGACAAUCGUAAAGUUCGCAGUUCUCAUGGUGGGAAAAAUUCGCAUGUUCAAGUACAGUGGCUGAAUGCAACCACUUUGCUUUCUUCUAAUAAAAAUGGAGAAUUGCAAUUUUGGGAACUACAACCAUUACCUAUCGACGAAAAGUACGAUGUACGCAUUUAUAAAUUUAAAGAAAAUAAGCGGAAAAAUCUACAACAGUCUGUAGUUGGUUUCAGCACAUUUCAGGGCGAGCAAUUGUUGUGGUGCGUCUCAUCCCGUCGAGAAAUCUCGCUGGAAGAUAUAGCGGCCGAAAAGUUUAGGUUAAAAUUUGGUUGCGUUUCAACCAAUAUAGGUGCCAUGUGCGAAUGCCCAGACGAUAUGAAUAAAAUUGCUUUAGGUUUUUCGGAUCGACGUAUUGGUAUCACUGACAUAUCAAACAUGACGUCGACUCAGGUCCAUAUUCAAAAUUUUUCGUGUCGGAUCGAUUCGGCUGUCUUGUCGCUCGCUUGGAGUCCAGAUAGUAAAAAAAUCGCUUUUGGCACUGCGGAGGGUAGAGUGGGCGUUCUAAACGUGGAAUCGUCGGGCAAACAGCAGACGACAAUAUUCAAUCCCAUUUAUGGCAAACCGAUCUAUUCGAUUUGCUGGCUAGAGAAACACAUUUUCGUUGUGUGUAACGAACGCAUUGCCAUUUAUGACGACGAGUCGCCAUCAAGAGAUGCUCUUGUUAUUCCUAAUAUAUCGGGUGUGUCGACAUUAUCAGUAUAUAAUAAUUACCUAUUUGUUGGCACUCAGAAAGGUCACCUUCACUUAUACGCUCGAAGAAUUGAUGCCGAUUCUAAGCAAAGUUUCGAAAGCGUACAACAGCUGGAAUUGACUUCUCGCUACAUUACCGGGUUAGCUUGGAGUCCCUUAGCAACCAAUCGAUUAGCGACUGUAGCUAAUGCUAACAGCAUUUACGUGCUAGAUUUUAACGAAGUAAACGGCAAGUUAAAGAUAUAUCGAAAAAUUGAAAUAAAUUCGCCGAAGGCGGCAAAUGCUUGGGUUAAAUGGAGUAAUCAUAAUGCAAACAUAUUUGUAACAUUUGGUUUCGAUGGCGCUGUCCGCGUUUGGGAUUUAUCGCAUGAUUCCAAGGAAGAAUGUUUCGUGAAACACUAUCACUGCCCGAUGACAUGUGGCCUGUUCCUGCCCAAUGAUGAGAAAAUUGUUAUAUGCUGUGGUAAGAGCACGUCAUUGGAAUUGAUAGAUAUGCGUGUAGAGAAAACGGAUGAUACCAAAAGUAAAACGAAACGUUGCCAUUCUCGAAUCACGGACAAUGUUCAAUGGGCUACAAAAGCUUUGACGCGUAAUAAUGGAAAGGUUACGAAACCUGCAAUUGCCGAAAAGAAAAGUGAUUGUCGCCCGUUAAAAAUGGCCAAAAGAGAAGUGGAACAGAUUACCGAACAGACUGACGACGAAAACCUUAAACAUAAUAACAAUAAUUGCGAAGAGGUUUCUACAAUGUUGGAAAACUUAAAUUUAGAAAAACAUAAUCAAAAUUCUUCCAUGUUUUUGAAGAAUCCACCAACAUUACUAUACCUACUGACAAAAGAAUUAAAUAAGGAUGCUUUGAAUGUAAUGUACAAUUGGCUGACAAUCCCGUCCCAUAAAAAGUCUGAUCAAAACAUAUCUUUAACUGCUCGACUUUAUGGUUCCAAGAUGAACGCGAAGCAUUUGUUGGAAGAAGAGUUGAAAAAUCAUCAGCACAGUGAAACCAAAGGCAUUGCUGGCUUAUUUAUGUCGCAAUUAAAUAAUAAUAUUAAGGAUGAAAUCCUUAAAUGCGUUCAGGCAAAGCAAUUGAAUGAAUGGCAUGUUUCUUUGGCGCCCACCGUAUCGCAUAGUUUUUGGUUGAAAUGCUGUCAAGCUUUUGCUGAACAACUUAUUGACCAAGGUGGUUAUGCUUUGCAGGCAGCAACUUACAUGUUAGCUAUUCAUCGUCAUCAAGAUGCCAUACAAAUGUUACUUAAUCAGAAAUACUUUAAGGAGGCCCUGCUUAUUGCUCGCAUCUAUUUACAAGCCGAAGAUCCUCUAAUUAAUACUAUUACCGAGCAGUGGAUCAAUCACUUCUGCACCGUUGGCAAUCUCACUGGAGCUGCUCUUUUAUCUUUAUUAUCUAAUCAAAAAAAUCGGGCUUACGAAUGCCUGGCUAAAAUACGCAAUAAUUCUCCGGAUGUGGAACGUAUUUUAAAGUUACUGAAAUCAUCUGACACACCCUAAAGUGAAUUAAAGAAAGGGCUUACAUUUUUCUUGUUUUUGCUUUAGGUUUUUAUUUACUUUUUUUUUUAUGUUAAAAAUGAAUUUUUCUGUAUAU
This is a messenger RNA of Glossina fuscipes, 3910 nucleotides long. Its product is annotated as protein rigor mortis. The transcript has 9 exons. The record is from RefSeq and is a predicted model, not a curated record. Gene Ontology annotation, molecular function: protein binding. Bases 166 to 3816 code for a protein of 1216 amino acids. NCBI's taxonomy places the organism in Eukaryota, Metazoa, Arthropoda, Insecta, Diptera, Glossinidae.